Batrachochytrium dendrobatidis JAM81 is the source of this 2149-nucleotide messenger RNA. RefSeq names its product acyl-CoA oxidase. The transcript is spliced from 12 exons. Lineage: Eukaryota; Fungi; Chytridiomycota; Chytridiomycetes; Rhizophydiales. The record is from RefSeq and is a predicted model, not a curated record. Gene Ontology annotation, molecular function: acyl-CoA oxidase activity; FAD binding; fatty acid binding. Gene Ontology annotation, biological process: fatty acid beta-oxidation using acyl-CoA oxidase; lipid homeostasis. Gene Ontology annotation, cellular component: peroxisome. Bases 12 to 2129 code for a protein of 705 amino acids.
CUAUUAUCACCAUGACGGAUGGAAAUGCUCACUCCAUGAAAAAUCACUCUUCGUCUGGCAUCCAUGAAUCCGUUGAUGCUUUGCCUCUUCCUACUCAACUUAUUACCCAGGAACGAGCUAAUCCAUCGUUCCCAGUUCGCGAACUGACUUAUUUCAUGGAUGGAGGAAAAGAAGUUACUCGGCUCAAGGAAAUGGUUAUGCUGCAGUUGGAGCGCGAUCCCGUCAUGAAAACCAUUGAUCACAGCGAUUUAAGUCUGUCCCAAAUUCGUGAGCGGACCAUGCAAAAGGUUAGACGUUUAGCCUAUUAUGUAGCCAAUGAGCCUGUAAGAAACUUUAAGAUGCGUAUGAGUGUCUUGACUCUGGUAGAUCCAGGAACUUGGACUCGAGUAGGGGUUCAUUUUGGCCUUUUUUUUGGCGCACUCCAAGGUCAAGCCACCUCUGAACAACUUCAAUUCUGGGUCAGUAAGGGUGCUGUCACUCUAAAUGGUCUUGUUGGCUGCUUUGCAAUGACUGAACUCGGCCACGGAUCUAAUGUUGCUGGACUUGAAACUACCGCAACAUACGAUGAAGCAUCAGAAGAGUUUAUUAUUCAUACUCCCAAUCUCACUGCUACCAAAUGGUGGAUUGGAGGUGCUGCGCAAACUGCAACCCAUUCUGUGGUAUUUGCUCGUCUUAUUGUCAAAGGUCGCGACUAUGGUGUCAAGAAUUUUAUUGUCCAGCUCCGUGAUCCAACCACGUUUGCUCUUUUUCCCGGAAUUGUUAUUGGCGACAUUGGAGCCAAGAUGGGCCGUCAUGGCGUAGACAACGGAUGGAUUCAGUUUACUCAUGUUCGUAUUCCUCGAUCGCACAUGCUUAUGAAACACACCAAGGUCAAGUCUAAUGGACAGGUGAUUGAGCCACCACUUCAACAGCUAACUUAUGGAGCACUGAUUAGCGGUCGAGUCACCAUGGUUGUUGAUUCUGGAAACAUUAGUAAAAAAGCUCUUACAAUCGCACUUCGUUACGCAGCUAUUCGUCGUCAAUUUGGCGCUCGUCCUGGCGUGCCGGAAACCAGACUACUAGACUAUGUUAUUCAUCAACAUCGUUUGAUUCCGCUUCUUGCUCAAGCUUUUGCUAUGCACUUUACAGGUGUUGAAGUGCAAUCUAUCUAUGAUAAUCUCAUGGUUCAGAUGGAAACUCUUCGACCAGGGGACAAGAAUAUUCCCCAAAUUCUCGAUCAUCUCAAGGAAGUGCAUGGUACCAGUGCUGGACUCAAAGCUUUUUGCACAUGGAGUGCGUUAAAUGUUAUUGAUCAAUGCCGUCAAUCUCUUGGAGGACAUGGAUAUUCUGCCUAUGCAGGCUUGUCAUCCCUGUAUGGUGAUUUUGCCGUACAAUGCACAUGGGAGGGUGAUAACACAAUUCUUACUUUGCAGGCAGGCCGCUACCUCAUUGGCUGUUACCGCGAAGCCAAGGCUGGAAAAAAACAAGCUGGCGGUGUGGCCUACUUGAAUGAGCUUGACUCGUUUCUCAAGAUUCGGUGCUUGGCUAAAAACGCUACUGAGAUCAGUAUGGAGAUGAUAGGCCAGGCGCAUUGGCUAGUCGCUGCCAAUGUGAUCAAGGCUGCUGGUGAGAACUUUGAGGCAUCUCUUAAACGCGGUUUGAAAGAAGAUGCCGCUUAUGAAGAGUGUUCUCAAGCACGGCUGUAUGCAGCCAAGAUCCAUAGCUACGGCUAUCUGUUCCAUCGUUUCAAGGAUGGAGUUUUAAAGGCACCUGCUAAUUUGCAACCUAUUCUUACCAAGCUGUGUCUGUUGUAUGGCCUAUACAAUAUUUCAGAGAAUACCGGUCCAUUCCUGCAGUACGAAUUUUUCACUUCACUUCAGAUUGAAUGGGUAAAGGCCCGUGUUUCUGAACUGUGCAAAGAAAUUCGCGUAGAUGCCAUUCCCUUGACGGAUUCUUUCAACUACUCCGACUUCAUCAUUAAUUCGCCACUUGGAAAAUACAAUGGCGAUGUUUAUCAAGCAUAUUUUGAUAUUAUUAAUGCUGCCCAUCCACCUGCCAAAGUGCCAUCUUAUUUUCAAUCAGAGAUUUACCCACUCUUGCAUCGUAAGCUGGAAUCGGAGGAUAUACUUGAAUUGGAAGAUGACGAAUAAACACAUUUUGAUUGUUUAUG